AUGGAUUAUGAUAAGGAAAUAAUAGACCUCACCUUGAGUGACGAUGAAGCAGAUGAACCUACACCUUCGUCCAGUAUGACAAAAGAAGAACGCGAAUUGGCAGAACGAGUCGAAGCAGUGAAGUAUAUGUUAUUGUCGCCAGUCGAUUCUAGAACUUUAGAGGAAGCAAUAAUUAUGUUAAGACAAAAAAGACAGGAAGCAAUUAUGUCAAGACAACAAAGCUAA
Molecule: messenger RNA, 225 nt
Organism: Macrosiphum euphorbiae (potato aphid)
Lineage: Eukaryota; Metazoa; Arthropoda; Insecta; Hemiptera; Aphididae
Source: the annotation of a GenBank genome assembly